This is a messenger RNA of Baudoinia panamericana UAMH 10762, 303 nucleotides long. RefSeq lists its product as uncharacterized. The record is from RefSeq and is a predicted model, not a curated record. Bases 1 to 303 code for a protein of 100 amino acids. NCBI's taxonomy places the organism in Eukaryota, Fungi, Ascomycota, Dothideomycetes, Mycosphaerellales, Teratosphaeriaceae. The transcript has a single exon.
AUGGUCAGGCUGUCGCCAGAAGUGUGUAAUCCUGCUCAGCCAGGGCCUGCCGCUGAAGGCGUGGUGUUGGGAGUUAUUAGAGGCCAGGUUGCUGCGAAGGGCCGGCUAUGCGUCCAGACCGACUGCAGUGAGAACAAAAGCCAUGUUUCGAUCUCUUCGAUUAUUACAACCUUCCUUAACUUGCCGUCAAGCAGCUCGUGCGGCUUCCGCCAUCUUGCGGUUUUAGGCGUUGAGGUGCCGCGUGCAGGCUACAGUGCCGACGUGGGACGCUACAGGCAUAGUUCACUGUCCCUGGAACGGUAG